GUUCCGUUGGCCACUCGAGUUCAGUCGUUCGCCUCCCUUCGCUGCGUGAGGAUUCGACGAUCCACCCGUCGCCGUUUUCUUGUCUUCCCUCCCCCCUUCUUUUUUCGUUUUUAUGUUUGAGACUUCACAAAAUAUUUAAAUUUUCCGAUUUUUGUCAACGUCACGUUUCGAGACCAGGAGAUCCACCGGUUCGUUGGUUGUGUUCAAGCCUUUGGACGGGAGGACCCCUCCUCGGCUGUGGGAUCUUUUUCUAUCCCCCCACCGAUUUGAAUUUGUUGGGCAGAAGAAGGACAGACGGAGUGUGUAUGUGUCGUGUGCCCAGUGGUGUCUCUUCUUGUAUAUGUGUGAUUGUGUGUUGUGUGUGUGAGUGUCCAAGUGAUUGAUUGUCGGUGACACCUGAGGAGAAGAAUCGAAUCUUUCUCCUUCAUCGCACCUUUUUCUUUGACAUUUUUUCUUCCCCCCUUAUUUCUCGUGUGAGAUUUUUUGGAACGGACCGAAUUUUUUGAGACUUGAAAAACCCGUUCUCUGUGACUUUGUGUUGUGAAAUUUUGGGGAACAAGUGGCUAAAAACGUCUCCGAUUUCGUUCCCUUUUGAAUUAUCUCGACGUUUGACGUCGUGGUGCUAACACACACACACACACACACACACACGACCCAGGAGUGAACGGAAAACAAUCAAUUGGUGAGGGCGUGUUGGUUGGACCCACGUGUAUCUGUGGUGGAGUCCAUCCGCCUCCAUUUUCUUCUGACCACUACAACGACCGAUCCGAGGAUGAAGAAAUCAACUGCUAUUGCCAUCAUCGGCGUGGGCCUUUUGGUUGGGAUGAUGGCCGCCAUCGACGCUUCGAAUCCACAGGAUGAUAGCGACUUGGUUUUCGAUGAUGGAUUCUUUGGGAAUGACGAGGAGGUUUGGUCUUCUGUUGCGGGUGAAACGGCCAACAGCCGAGUGAAGCGCGAACCUCCUCCGUCGCUGGAGGAAGGAGAGCGCCGUGGUGGACGCCAUCGACAGUUGGUCAAUGGUGGCAGCAGUCACAGCACUAAAUCGGCCUCUCUCGGUCACUGGGAUCGCCACCAGCAAAAGACCAAGAAACAAUUGCACCACCAAAAGCAACAACACGCCGAAACAGAUGAGAAAAAAGACGCGAAACAACACCACGAUCACCACAAAGCGGCGGUUGCUCAAAAGAAGAGUCAAGUUGUUACCAGAGCCAACUUGAAGCAACUGGAACCGAACCAUAAGAAGCACAACAACAACAACAAUCACAAGAGCAAUCACAGCAAGAAAAACCACAAGAAAGUCCCGGUUGUAUUGAAAAUUGACGACGAUGAUGAAGACUUGAUGUUGGGCGAUGGAUCGGGAUCAGGAGACGGUGAAAUUAUUCUUCCGUCGCCUCCUUCCCAAGGUGGAUCUGGAAUCGGCACACGAAAGAUGUACCGGUGCUCGUUGCUGGUCCAGGAACCGUACAAUCAGGAGCUGGGCGACCGAGAAAGCAGCGAUUUUAGUGAAAUGGCGGAUCGCUUCAACAUUGCCGUUGAUAAUCUUUACCUGCGCGUAUCCGGCACUCAGACGACCAAUGUCCAAACAUUCGAACGGACAAGUCAACGACAGUUGACCAAAGUCAAUUUCGAUAUCGAAUCGCAAGAUUUUGACGAUGUAAAAGUCAUCGAGUCGACUCUCCGUUCAGCCGUGCAAAACGGCAUAAUUGGGUCAUUCUACGUCGAGUCUGAGGGAUUCACGUUCCGAGUCGUCGAAGGUUCCGCCAUUAGUCCACUUCCAUCUCCUCCUGAGAAUCCAGACGAUUGUGAGAUCCAAUGCAAAUCGGAUGGCCAAUGCAUCACAUUGGAGCAGCGUUGCAAUGGCAUCGACGACUGCGAAGAUGGAUCCGAUGAGGAAGGAUGCGCGCCCCCAUCUCAACCGGACGGUUCUGAACCAGCACCGGAAGAGCUGGACUGCCGUGGAGACAUCAAAACCAAAUGUCGAGGACCCAACGGUUUAUCUUAUUGUGAGGAAGAUCAGUGCGACGGAAUCGUCAAGUGUCCAGAAGGCGACGACGAGGAGGGUUGCUCCGUUGCGGUGACCAGCACCAACGCUCCGGAUCCGACGACGACAACAACGACAACAACUACCACCACCACAACCACGACUCCAGCACCGACGACGACAACAACCACCACCACAACAACUAAACCAACAACAACUACAACAACUACAACGACGACCCCAGAGCCACCACCCGUUGGUUGCCAAGAGGACGAAUUCAGUUGCGAUGGCCGGUGUCUGCCCUUUUCCGUUUUCUGCAACGGUCAGGCCGACUGUUCAGAUGGAGAAGACGAAAGUAAUUGCAUCGUCACAGAAUGUCGAAGCGACGAGUUCAAGUGUAACAACAACCAGUGCAUUGACAAAACCAGAACGUGCGACAGAUACGACGACUGUCCCAAUGGUGAAGACGAAGAAAAUUGUAUCUUUGAACCGCCGACAACACCGGCUGCUUGCCAAGGCUUUCAAUGUAGUGACGGAGUGACAUGCCUGGAUGAUGCCUCUAGGCAGUGCGACGGACGGGCCGACUGUCCCGACUUCUCCGACGAGUUGAACUGCCCACAACCACCAACAUCAGGACCUGAACCGUGCCAGGCCGGCGAGUUCCAGUGCAAGACCGAUAAGACUUGCAUCGCCAUUGCUCAGCGCUGUGACGGCCGAGAGCACUGCCAAGACGGCAGCGACGAAAUCGGAUGCCUCUGUUCCAAGGAUCAGUGGCAAUGCGACUUUGGCUCCUGCAUCGACGUCCGCAUGCGAUGCGAUGGCAAAGUGGACUGCCCAACCGACCAGUCUGACGAGGCCAACUGCCUUGUGACGGAAUCGACGACGCCUUCCAAUGUGGUGACGAUUGAACCCACUCCCGGUCCCACAGCCGCUCCUCCAGUAGUCGAUUCGUCUGCUGGAGGUGUAGGCUCAUCUUCGAAUUGUCGCUCGGACGAAUUCCAGUGCGACAACGGUUCGUGUGUCGGGCGACAUUUCCGUUGCGACAACGUGCCCGACUGCAGUGACGCAAGCGACGAGGACAACUGCAGCUUGACCCCGCCGUGUCCGUGGUCCAAUCCUUUCCGCUGCGGCGACGGCUCCUGCAUCGACGCCAGCACUCAGCGGUGCAAUGGCGUCGCCGAGUGCGCCGACUCCUCUGACGAAGCCGACUGCGUUAUUCAAUGCCAUAGCAACGAGUUCCGCUGUUCCGACGGAACUUGCAUUGACAUCCGGCGAAAGUGCGAUGGAUACGACGACUGCCCUGACCGAUCCGACGAGAUCAACUGCACUUCUUGUUUGGCCAGUCAGUUCCGCUGUACUACCAGUGGUUUUUGUAUUCCGUCGGUUCAAAAAUGUGACGGAAUCGUCGAUUGUCCGGAUCGGGAAGACGAACUUGAUUGUCCUACACCUCCCCCGCCAGUCUGCACCGAGUACCAAUUCAAGUGCAGAGAUGGAACUUGCCUGGACAAUCGCCGACGCUGCGACUCCCGCAACGACUGCCCCGACGGCUCUGAUGAAGAAGAUUGUCAAUGUCGGACGGAUCAGUUCCGCUGCGGCAGUGGCCAAUGUAUCGAAGGCGACCGACGAUGCGACCGAACCGUCGAUUGCCCCGACCGAAGUGACGAGAGCAAUUGUGGUGUUCAAUGCAAGAGCGGUGAAUUCAGCUGCGUUAGCGGCGACCAGUGCGUCCCUUACAGCCUAGUCUGUGACGGCCGUAGAGAUUGCCAAGACUUUUCCGACGAAGCCGAAUGCCAAUGGACCAAGUGUCCGGAGGGAGAGUUCUCGUGCGAGAACGGGCCAUGCAUUCCGAUGGAGCGGCGAUGCGACGGCCACAUUGACUGCCCAGAAUCCAGCGACGAAUUCGACUGUCCUACCAAAAACGACGAAUUGAACUUGAAAACUUAUCCCGCCGACCAGACCAUCCUCCAAGGUCGUGAGGUGGUAUUCCAAUGUCGAGAUGAAGGACCGGCUCGAGCUCCAGUACGAUGGACCCGCGGUAGUGGAAUGACUCUACCUCCGUCCACUCGCGAUAACAACGGACGCUUGGAAAUGCCAAAUAUUCAGCCGGAACACACCGGAACAUACAUUUGCGAAGCUGUUGGUUAUCCGUCAACGACUCCUGGUUCUCGGGUAUCCGUCUACCUGAAAGUCGAUCCUUCUCCUGCUGGAUCUGCACGAACGGGUAAUCGGUCCGUGUCUCACGGCUCCCGGUCCCAAAUUCCGUUCAGUCACACAGUUCACAAGUUCCAGUCGGAUGUGGAUCGUUUCCUUUUCCCAUCCGAUCACGUUGCCGAACCGACGACACGUCCUCCAACGGCUUGUGGAGUCAAUGAGGCCACUUGCAUGAACGGUGAAUGUAUCCCGAAGAACGCCGUCUGCGACGGAGACUUUGAUUGUUCCGAUCAGUCCGACGAGAUGCGAUGCAGUCUCUUGGGUUGCCAGCCGAACGAAUAUCAGUGCGCCAACAAACGGUGCGUUCUUAAGAACUGGAGAUGCGAUGGCGAUGACGACUGCGGUGACAACUCGGACGAACUUUAUUGCAAACCGAGUCCUCCAGGAUCUCCAUGCCGUCACGACGAAUUCCAGUGCCAGUCGCUCAAUCAGUGCAUCCCGCGCUCUUUCCACUGCGACAUGGAACUCGACUGUCAAGAUCGAAGUGACGAAAUCGGAUGCUCCAAACCGACGAUUCUCAUCCCCCCACCACCGAUGAUCAACAUCAACAUUGGCACGACGAUAGUCAUCAAUUGCACGGCCGUCGGUGUUCCCACUCCCGAAGUCGUCUGGCGUCUUAACUGGGGUCAUGUACCAUCCAAAUGCACUAUGACGUCAGAGUCGGGAUAUGGUGUUUUGACUUGCAAUGACGCACAGAUCAUCGACCAGGGCGCUUACAGCUGUGAAGCCAUCAACGCCAAGGGUUCGACCUUUGCCGUGCCGGACUGCAUCGUCGUUGUCAAACCCUCGGCGGACAUUUGCAUUGAUGAGGAAUUCAACUCGGCUGCUGUUUCGCCCGCCGAUUGUCUGCCAUGUUUCUGUUUCGACCACACCAAAGAGUGCAGUUCCAGCUCGCUUUACGUUAGCCAAUUGCCACCUCCCAGCGACCAGUUCCAGCUCAUCACCUUGCGCACAGACACCAUCCGUAGCUCAUCCAGCGCCCGCCUAUUUUCAUCGAGAGAUGUCGGCUCUUCCGGUACCGCCAACCGUGCUUACCUGCGUUCGCCCAGUGCCAACGACGGAAUCCAAGCCUACCGACGUGAUUUCAACGCGAGGAGUGAGGUGGCCUUCUUCAACCUGCCGCCAUCACACCGCGGAUAUCAACUCCUCUCUUACGGCGGCCAAAUUAAAUACCGACUGACUUAUCGCGGUUCGGGUUCUUCCAUCCGUGCACCGGACGUGAUCCUUCGAGGCAACGGCAUCACCCUGUACCACGAAAGCCGCACUCGACUGGAGCCCAACCAGCCGGUCGAAGUGAUCAUUCGCUUCCUGCCGGAAGACUGGAGCAAAGGCGCAGACUCUCGUGAUUCAGCCAGACGUGAAGAUUUGAUGAUGGUCCUCCAAUCUAUCGAGUACUUCUUAAUCAGAGCGUCUUACGUGGAGAGCAGCGUUUUGGACACGACCAUCACAAACAUCCGGAUGGAUACAGCCAUCGAACAAAACUACAACCUAGGACAAGCUGUUUUGGUCGAAGAGUGCCGUUGCCCACCUGGUUACAUCGGCCUUUCCUGCGACUCCUGCGCACCCGGAUAUGUUCGCGAGGAGACCAGCACAGGUCGCUAUUUGGGUCGCUGCGUUGCUGAAACAUCUUGCGACUCGUCUUACCAAUGGACUUGUCCUAGCGAUGGCACCUGCAUCGACAACAGGCGACGCUGCGACGGUCGGUUAGAUUGUCGCGAUAGUAGCGACGAAAUCGACUGCCAACCAAAUCGAUCAUGCGAUCCUAAUUACGAAUGGACUUGUCGCGACGGCAACUGCAUCGAUGUCCGACGACGUUGCGACGGCCAGUUGGACUGCCGGGACCGCAGCGACGAAUUCGAAUGCCCAACAGAAAAUUGCGAUCCUAGUAGCCAAUGGCGCUGCGACGACCGAUGCAUCGAUGCUAGUAAACGUUGCGAUGGCUAUCGCGAUUGCUACGAUUACACCGACGAACUCAACUGUCAAGGCUGUGAUGCCAGAUUGGAAUGGCGAUGCGCUAAUAGUCAAUGCAUCAACACUGCUCAAUACUGCGAUCGUAACGUAGACUGUGCAGACGGAACCGACGAAGUUUACUGCCCCAUUCAAGGGUGUGACCUGGCCACCAGGUUCCGCUGCGCUAAUGGUCAACUCUGCCUAGACAAGUCGCUUCGUUGCGACGGUAAAUUCGACUGCGAAGACCACAGCGAUGAAUGCAAUUGCCCAGGAUGCGGGUCGGAUCGUCAUUUCCGUUGCGCUGACAAUACCUGCAUCGAUCUGUCAGAGCGAUGUGACGGUCGGGUUGAUUGCCGAGACGCCACCGACGAAAUUGGUUGCACUUAUACGUGCGACCCCAAUACUCACUGGACCUGUGGCGACGGUAGUUGCAUAGGUGUACGACUCUUUAACGACGGUUUAGACGAUUGUUACGAUGGCAGUGACGAGUUCAGUUUCUCAGCCCAAUGUAACCAAGCUGGAAUCGUCAAUGGAUCAUCGACCAGUAGCGGAUGCAUCUGCAAGGAUCUGGUCACCGGUCCGCGAUGCGAUCAAUGUAAACCCAAUACUUUCCAUUUGAAUCCCGAUAAUCAGGACGGUUGCAUCAACUGUUUCUGUAUGGGCAUCACCAAAACCUGCACUGCAUCCACUUGGUUCCGUCAACAGAUAAAGACCGUCUUCACCACCGACAUUCAAGGAUUUGCUUUGACUGACAAAAACAGACGUGAAAAUAUUGUCGAACGCGUCACUGUCAAUUCAGUCAGCCGCGAAAUUGUUUACCGCGAUUUCAACAGACUGUCGAAUGAGGUCCAUUACUGGAAGCUGUCGUCCAAAUUCAUUGGGGAUAAAGUGACAUCUUAUGGCGGUCACCUCAACUACACUGUGCGUUACGUUCCGCAACCGGGCGGGCGCAGCUCUCCCAACAGUGCUCCAGAUGUAGACAUUCGAGGAAACAACAUUCGUCUGUUGCACUACCGUCGAGAACAGGUUGACGCUUCCAAGUCUGUGAUGGUUUCCGUGCCAAUCUCUGAGCAAUAUUGGCAACGCGAAGAUGGACGCCCAGCCGAUCGUGAGCAUUUGCUGAUGGUCUUGGCCGACUUAGAUUCAAUCUUGAUCAAAGCCACUUACACUACGCGCACAUCUGAAGCCUCAUUGUCUGAAGUGUCGAUGGACAUUGCCGAAGAGCGCAACACCGGACAGACUCGAGCCUUUGCUGUCGAGCAGUGCACAUGUCCGCGCGGGUACAAGGGUCUCUCAUGCGAGGACUGCGACACUGGAUACACUCGUUCUGUCCAGGGUGUCUAUUUGGGACUUUGCGAACCUUGUAACUGUAACGGCCAUUCGAACGAAUGUGACCCAGAUUCUGGCGUUUGCAUGAACUGCCGUGACCAUACGACCGGUGAGGAAUGCGAACUCUGCGAAGACGGAUACACUGGUGAUGCCACAUUGGGUACUUCCAACGAUUGCCGACCUGAUGGUGGUCGCCCACCAACUUGUUCCUGCGAUCCUCGUGGAUCUCUCCGUCCCGACUGCCCCGACGGACGUUCUUGUUCUUGCAAGGCCAAUUGUCAAGGAGAUCGUUGUGACCAGUGCCGUGAAGGACAUUUUGGUCUGACAGAGCAGAAUCCACAAGGCUGUUUAAGUUGCUUCUGCUCAGGAGUGGCCCGAAACUGCAAUUCCGCCAAGCUCUGGCGCUCUCAAAUUAUCCAGCAAGUGAUUGACACCCAACACGGUUUCACGUUGAGCGAGAGGAAUGGUGUUUCAGUGCCCAACUUGAGAAUCAACAUCGACCAAAACGAAAUCAGCUACACAUUCUCCUCGACACCUGCUAGAUCGCCGAAACUUUACUGGUCUUUACCUCCCCAGUUUACUGGCAACAAGGUGACAUCAUACGGAGGCCAAAUUUCCAUCACGCAACGCUACGACGAGCGUCAAGGUGCGGUCGGUCAACGUUUCACCGACAGCGACGUAAUUUUGACGAGUGGAAGAAUCUCAUUGGCAUUUGUCAACCCCAACCAAAUCCAAUCGGGUCAAACUGUGACGUACACUGUUCCUUUGAGGGAAUCGGGCGGAUGGCGUCGACUGGACACUGGAUUGGCUGUCACUCGCGAUGAUAUGAUGCGUGUUUUAUCCAACCUGCAGACAAUUGAGAUCCGAGCCACGUACAGCUACAGCAUGGCUUACACCAGCAUCAGCAACGUCCUAAUGGACACGGCCGUCCCCAACAACAAUGGCCAGGAACAACCCCGUGAUGUCGAAGAAUGUCGAUGCCCAGAAGGCCACAUCGGCACCUCCUGUGAGGAAUGCGCUACAGGCUUCUACCGGGACCGAUCGGCCGGCCUUAGUGGCCAGUGCCGUCGCUGUCCGUGCAGCAGCAACGAAGAGAGCUGCGUCCAGCAAUCAGACAAUCGAGUCAUCUGCAAUUGUCGUCGAGGAUUUAGCGGCCGCAACUGCGAGAUUCAAGGUGGAAUUCGAAUGGAAAUGGUUCCCAUGAGGGUUCAAGCGGCUCCCGAACAAGUCGUCAAUUUCGUCUGCGCUUACUUCAGCAUGGAACGGCUCGAAAUUGAUCUCCAGCCCAUCGGCCACAAUCACAUUGAUGGAAAAUUGCUUCCCAAUUCUGCCCAGUACUCGCUGUCAAACACGUCGCUCAUGCUUGGCCAACCUGUCCGUGACAUUCUGGAUCGUUUCGCGUGGGGCAGUCGGCGCACACUUUCACUCCGCAUCGACGCCGGUCACCGCCAAGUUAAAUGCCGCGUCGUCAACGCAGACGGACUUAUCCUCGGCGAACUGACGGCUCUGAUCCAGCCAGCAGAUGGCGAUCAACGUCCUCCUGCUCCACCACCUCAAGCCAGUCCUACUAUCAUCCUAACGGUGACUGAUCCUAGGAUCCAGAUCGCUGAAGUUGGCUCAACGGUGAGAUUCCGUUGCAGCGGCCAAUCUUUGGUCGGCCGACAAGUGCUUCUUCGUUGGGGUAAAGAAGACGGCUCACUUCCUUCCGGUCGUGCCCAAGACGAUCGUCGUGGUGUUCUUAUCAUCACCGACAUUCGGCACACUGACUCGGGCACAUACGUCUGUAGCGGCCAGGACGGCAUCAAUGUCGUUACGGAAACGGUCGUUCUCAACGUCGGAGGACAAAGCCCCAGUCCACCGCUCGUCUCGGUUGAGCCUCGUUACAUCGAAGCCACACUUGGACAGAGUAUCGACGUCCGUUGCACUGCCCAAGGAUUCCCGGUCCCCAGCAUUCAAUGGCUCUCUGCUCGCGAAAUUUUCGUACCCACAACGGACGGAGUACUCAAAAUUGCCUCGGUUCGCAAAUCGGACGAAGGAGAAUACACUUGCACUGCCACCAAUCCUUCUGGAACAAGCACAGGACGAGUCAACAUCUUUGUUCGAGCAGAGGCUGCUCCUCCACCACAAGAAAAUCCCGUCCAGGUGGUGAUCGCUCCUACCGACACGACCGCUCGACGCGGCGAAACGAUCCGAUUGACAUGCCGAGCUGAGAUUAUUGGCGACCGAGUCGUUCCUGUAAUCCGCUGGACCAGAGUUGAAGGCGCAUUACCUGUCAACGCCGGUCAGUCCGCUGGAGUGCUGACGAUCCCAAGCGCUUCGCCAUCUGAUUCAGGCAUUUACAUCUGUACGGUGACAACCGUUUCCGGCUACGUUCAACAGUCACAGGCCCGCGUCACUGUUUUGGCAUACAGAGGCCCACCUACUGUCCGCAUCGAACCGGACAGACAGACCAUUUCUCAAGGAACUUCGGCUGAACUCCGUUGUCUUGCCGUUGGAGACCCGUCACCCACCGUCCGCUGGACUAAAGUUGGAGAAGAUUUCACCAGCAAUAUUUUGGUGACUGGACCUGUUCUCCGCAUCGUCAACGCCAUGGUCCGCGAUCGAGGAAUGUAUAUUUGUACGGCCGAGAAUCCCGGCGGAGUUGCCCAGGCAUCGGCUAUCGUCGAGGUGGAACGAAGAGAACCGCCUGCAGUCGAACUUUACCCGCAGACCAAACAGACUGUGGUGCAAGGAGGCAGCGCAUUGUUCCAAUGCCGUGUGACGGCCGGAAUCCCAACUCCUCGCGCCAGAUGGGCCCGUGUCGACGGUCGACCUCUGCCCAAUAACGUCGAAGAACUGGACGGCGGAGUGAUCCGUUUCAACAGAGUCACAGGCAACGAGCAAGGCCAGUACGUCUGCACUGCCGAGAACGACGCCGGAAGCAUUACUGGUGUAGCUACUUUGACUAUCCAGUCGAUCCCAAUCGUCACCAUCAGUCCCAAUCCUACCAGCGGACCCAUCCGUGUCAAGGAAGGUCAGCGUGUUAGACUCGAAUGCCGAGCCCAAGGAGAUCCUGCGCCAUCAGUCUCCUGGAAGCGCCUCCGCACCGGAUUCCUCUACGACGCCAUUGAUGCCAAGGAGACUCAGCAGAUCGCCGUCUACGACAUCACGCGCGUGACGCAAUCCGAUGAAGGAACCUACUCGUGUACUGGACGAAACGACGCUGGAUUGACGGAAGAACGCAUCCAGAUCGUUGUCGAAGCAUCCAGCGGUCGAGGCGACAUUGAAGAGAAUGAAAUUGAAGCGGACGGCAGUAGCAACACUGGCGGAGGCAACGUCAUCGGUGAUGAUGUCUUCCGAGUUCCUGUUGGAGGCACUGCCGAAAUGCGGUGCGUCCUCACUGGAUCGCAGCAAGGAAUUUACCUGGAUUGGGUGCGCAGUGACGGUGGUUCUCUUCCGGCCGACAAGGAGAUUCGUGACGGUAUCCUCUACAUCCGCAACGUUCAACCAGACGCUGCUGGAGUUUACUCAUGCGUCGGCAUCAGUUCCCAAGGCACUCAAAUCUUUAGUGCUGACAGACGUCUGGAAGUAGUCGCACCGCCACGCAUCCGAUUGGAACCUCAGCGACAAGUUGUUCGACCAGGCGAUCAGGUGGAUAUCCGCUGCGAGGCUUCCGGUGACCAGCCUAUUACCAUCAACUGGUUCAAAAUGGACGGAGUACUCCCACCAGCAGUUCUUGUCAACAAUGGCCAACUACAGUUCCGUGGAAUCGCCGUUUCUGAUGCUGGACGCUACGUCUGCUCGGCUCGCAAUUCCGUCGGUCAGGCUGAAGCCGUGGCUGAAGUCAUCGUCAACGAGGAUCGAAUCGUCAGCGGGACACAGGGAGGCAGUCGACAGACUGACGUCUACAUCGGCAGCACAGUAGAGUUGAGCUGUAACUUGGCAGCCGGAACAACCGGCCGGAUCCAAUGGAGUCGCGAUCGCGGCACUCUGCCACCCACCGCCUUCAAGACGGCUGACAACAAAUUGGAGCUGACCAACGUGCAACCGAGCGACGCUGGACGCUACCAGUGCGAAGUGACUGGACGUCAAGGAACUUCGUCUGAAUACAUCCUUCUGAAUGUCAAAACCGAAAAUGCAAAGUGCCCCGGUAAUCAGUUCCAAUGCAAGAGCGGCCAGUGCCUGAAGAUGUCGGCCCGAUGCAAUCGCAAAGUUGAUUGCGAUGACAAGUCUGACGAGCUCAACUGUUUUAACGGAUACCUAACUCGCAAGAUACGCGGAGCGCCCACCUUGGCUGUCAGCCUCACGCCCAACAAGGAGACGGUUCGUCGUGGCGACAAUUUAGAAGUCCGCUGUGAAGUCACUGGCGAUCCUUCGGCCUUGGUCUCGUGGCGCCGUAUUGGUGGCUCCCUCUCACGUAACACUCAAGUCCUCGGCAAUCUCCUCAGGGUCACAGAUGUUAAACCCGAGAACGGCGGAGUCUAUCGUUGCCAGGUCCUCAGCACGGCAGGAACUUUUGAGGAGAAUUACGUCCUCUCCAUUCAAGCCGAUAAUGAAAUGCCUCACAACGACGACAUCGCAGUCGAGACGCGUACCGCUCCCGUUCAGUCUGUCGUCAUGAUGGAAUGCAGAACGGAUUUACGUCAGCCCGUCAAAUACACCUGGUCACGACAAGGCGGCAUUCUUCCCAAAACCGCCAGAGUCGAAGGCUCAAAAUUGUCGAUCCCCGAAGUGAGAGCCGAAGACGCUGGAACUUAUGUUUGCACGGCCCGUAACACGGAAGAAACGAUGGAUAUCCCAACCGUUUUGGUGGUGACUGGUGUCGUGCCUUACUUCGCCCAGGCUCCGCUUUCCUACAUGCAAAUGCCCACGUUACCCAACGCCUACAUGGAAUUUGACAUUGAAAUCUCUUUCAAACCCGAGUCUCCCGACGGUCUGAUCCUCUACAACGGACAACAGGCCGGCGGUAGUGGAGACUUUAUUUCCUUCGGCAUCAACAAUGGAUACCCUGAAUUCCGUUUCGAUAUCGGCGCCGGCCCUGCCAUCAUCAAGUCAGACAAACCAAUCGACAUGGGCAAGUGGCACACUGUCAAGUUGACCCGCAAUCGCAAAAACGGAACCAUGACUGUCGACGAGGAUGGCGGUACAUUCCACGGAUCGGUGACGGGCCGUUUCCUCGGCCUCGAUCUCAUCGAGCCCCUCUACAUCGGUGGUGUACCGAAUAUUCGUUCCAUCCACAAACUGGCCGGUUUCACACGCGGAUUUGUCGGUUGCGUUGGCCGUUUGGUGGUUGGCUCUGCCGCUCACGAACUUGUCCGUGAUGCCACCAACAGCCGUGGCAUCACCACCUGUGAGACGUGCGCUUUAAAUCCUUGCGAGAACGGCGGAGUCUGUCAAGAAGCCUACACCCAACAGGGAUAUUCUUGUAUUUGUCCGUCGGGAUUCUCUGGAUUGAACUGCGACAAAAUCGGUGAGACUUGCUAUCCUGGUGCCUGCGGUAUGGGUCGCUGUGUCAACAUGGCCGGUGGAUUCGACUGUCAGUGUCCUAUGGGUAAAUCGGGCAUGAAUUGCGAAAAGGACAUUAUCAUCUACGAGCCCGCUUUUACGGAAGGAUCCUUCAUCGCUUAUCCUACUCCGCCGAAGAACGCCCUCAGAAAAAUGAGAAUGUCGAUGAGGAUCAAGCCGCGUCAAAUCAAAGAUUCCUUGUUGGCCUAUUGCGCUCAAAGUGAGGACGGAUCAGGUGAUUUUUCAUCGCUGGCCAUCAAAGACAAGAGGGUCGAGUUCCGAUUCGAUUCCGGAUCAGGACCAGCCAUUUUGAGAAGCGAUCGGGAAAUCAGAGCAGGUGAAUGGGUUCAAAUCACGGCCGACCGCAGUUUCCGCGACGGCGUUUUGUUCGUCAACGACGGCUCUGAAGUUCGUGGAAAAUCGCCCGGCUCGACUCGAGGACUCAACCUCAACUCGCGUCUCUUUGUUGGCGGAUGGGAUCGUCAACACGUCCGUCUAAGUCCAGGCGUGAACGUGACCAGCUCAUUCGACGGAUGUUUGUCGCAGUUUGAAGUUCAAGGAAUGGAAUUAGACUUGGUCAAUUCCGUCAUCGAUUCGGCCAACGUGGAGGAUUGCGGAGGAGCCAGCGCUUGCGAGCGGAAGCCCUGCUCCAAUGGCGGCCUGUGCACGGAGACUGGGGCCAGUUUGACCGACUACACGUGCCAGUGCGAAGAAGGUUUCAGCGGCAAGAACUGCGAGAUCGAAGCCGAUUUGUGCCAGGUGAUCCGACCGUGCCAAAAUGGCGGCAGUUGCAUCGGUACUUACAACGCCUACAAAUGCAAUUGUCCCAUGGGCUUUGGAGGCAGCAAUUGUGAACGCAAAGUCGAUGUUGCGGAAGAGGCCUUCUUCCAGGGCGACAGCUACGUGGAAAUAGACAAAGCUGUAUUCCCACACACAUUGGCCAACACGGCUGAGACCAUCACAGUCGAGUUUUCGACAUUGGAGCCCAAUGGCAUUUUGCUGUGGCACGGACAGAAACCCGAAUCGACUGGCCGCGGACAAGAUUUUGUUUCACUAACAGUCGUGGACGGACGACUGGAGUUCAGUUACGAGUUGGGCUCCGGCCCUGUUCAGAUUAUUACGCCCGUUCGAGUUGAUGACGGCAAACGGCACCGAGCCGUGGCCCGUCGCACGGCCCGCGACGGAUCACUUGAAUUGGAUGGAGUGAUCCUAGAGAAUGGCCGCAGUCCGGAAGGACCUCAUCAAGUCCUCAACACCAAGGGCAACAUUUACGUCGGUGGAUUACCGAACGCCGAAGCUAUGACGACGGGUCGUUACAUCCACGGCCUGAAAGGUUGCAUCCAUCAUCUGGAAAUCCAGGAAUCGGGAGUCAUUAACUUUCAACGGGCAGCCCUGUCGGCCAUCAACGUCGUUCCUUGCUCAAGUGAAGAGCUGAAGUUGCUGAUGGAAGACGACGCCGAUGACGACUACGAACCGCCCGCUAAUUAGUCUACUAAUUAGUCUUCCACACCAAUGAAAAAGAAGAGCCUCUCGUAAUGAAAAAGAAGAAAAACUAAAAUUUUAACUACAAACAGUUUGUCCAAAACAUCAGUAACUUUUGAGGGGCGUCUACUGCUGUCUACAACCGGCAUGUAAAACUAUCCCGCGUUUAUUCGUCAUCUCUAGCCAGCAAACAAAAUCGAAGAAUUUCGGGACGUCCAUCGUUUAUUGGCAAACACAAACUGUUGAUACAAACAUCAAUAGAAAAAAGGAAAUACAAGAGAGAUCAACUUUAAAAGAUGAGGAAGAAGAGGCCGUUGACAGCCUGUGAUAAGAGGCGCAGCGAGAAGAAGAUUGGAAAAUGUUUUACACAACAAACAAAAACAAAUAAUAAUAAAAAAAAAAGAUGCAAUUUCUCUUGUCCUUUUUGUAGCAUUUCUACUCGGCUCUAUUAGAAAAAAGUUCAUGAUGUAAUAUCUUACCACAAAAUAACAAACGAGUUCUUUUUUUUUUCUUGGAAUUUCUUCUAUUUCGUCACUGCCAUUUUGUUGAACUCUUUUUGAAAUAUUCUUUGACAAUUUUUCCUUGUUUUUGUUUUUUCAUUUUUAUUCCGUGACAAAGAGAUUCUGAUUAGCUCACCGAAACUUUUUAAAAACAAAAAUGUUUUCUUCCUUUGGUUGUUUUUUAGCUUCCCUCUUUUAACUAUUAUAUAUCCGCCUUCUCUCUCUCUCUCUCUCACCGGUUAUAUAAUGCAUGCAAUGUAAUAUCAACUUGAUGACGAUUCGUUGUUUCUUUUAUUAUUCCUUUUUUUCAAAAAAAAAUUAUGGGUGGAAGCGCUACUACGCUAAAAUAGCUUAAAUAUUGACUCUGCUGCUGUUGUUCAUUUGUUAAACGGUAUAUGCAACUACUAACCAUCCAGAGCUACACACACACAUACACACACAAACACAAACACUUAUAUACACAGACACUGAAUAAUAUGAUGCACUAGAGAAUUUGCUGUUUUGCUUCUUAGAGAUAAAAUAAUCCACCAAAAAAGAAUAAAUCUUUGAAUAAAAAGAAAGAGUUUGAAAUGUUAAAAAAUGACGACCGGCUCUCGAAGUUGCACCUGGUUUUGUUAUUCGAUCUAGAAUUAAAAUUUCAUGAUGAACGAUUACGGUGAUUGCUUCAAGCGAAAAGGGAAACCCACGAAUGCGAUGUAGCCAGUGCCUUUUUGUUUUGUUUUUCAUUUGCGCCAUUGCAAGUCAAACUUUUGAUACGAUUAAAGGGAAAUGAUUCAACCCGUAACAAAAGAAGAAGUCCUUUAUUACAAAACAAAAGAAGCAAUCAAGAAAAGAGAGGAUUAUAUUUAGUUUUAAAAAAGACAAUCUACAUGUAUACCCGAGUAAUCAUCGUAAUCAUUAAAUUACUGAUGCUGUUUCGUUACCAGUGCCAGUGCUCUUUUCUUAUAUGUGUUUCUUCGUGUUGUUCUAUUUCAAACUGCGAGAAGUGAACGCUUCGGAGAAUUGUGUAAUAUUUGAUUCAAAAUUAAAAAAUUAAAGAGGAAUAUUUGUUGGUAGGGUUCCAGUGAGAACAAGCACGCGCGCAAGUAUCUACAUGCACAGACACACACACACAGAUAUACACACACAGACAGGCUUAUCACCGGUAGCGCUGAAUUUAUGAAUCACGCGGGAGCCCGGUAUUUUCAGUUAUUUUGUUGGUUUGAAACUACGCGCGUCCUUAUUUUAUUUUAUAAUUUGCAUUUUAUUAUUAUAUCCACUAAAUUUUUUUAUUAUUUUGUGUCUCUUUGUGCUCCUUGCUGUGGGUGUUGUGUAAUCCAACGUCUCCUUUUUGUCUCUCUUGUUUUUAGCUCAUCAGUUUCGGUAUUCUGUCAAUGUCUUUCUCAUCCCGUUACAACUAUUAAUAACCAGGGCGUUGCUAUUUCUUGCUACUGCCCAUGUAGAUGAUUCUAUAUCUAAUAUAAAUAUAAUAUUAAUAAUAUGUGGACUGGGUAGCUUAACUUGACUUGAGCUUAAUAUACAAUAUUAUUAUAAUAACGUGACCCAAUUUGUGCCAACUAUAUCCGUUAACAAUGUUUUUAUCAAUACACAAUACGCGUUCUUCCUUAUA
Messenger RNA from Daphnia pulicaria, 16546 nucleotides. It is a transcript of the gene trol, whose product is annotated as basement membrane-specific heparan sulfate proteoglycan core protein-like. The record is from RefSeq and is a predicted model, not a curated record. The coding region runs from base 773 to 14443 and encodes 4556 amino acids. Lineage: Eukaryota; Metazoa; Arthropoda; Branchiopoda; Diplostraca; Daphniidae. The transcript is spliced from 59 exons. Gene Ontology annotation, cellular component: plasma membrane. Gene Ontology annotation, molecular function: protein binding; calcium ion binding.